GGUCAUCCUAGUCCUGAGCAUAUUACAGUGCAGAGUAUGGAACUGAAGUGCUAAUUACCUGUCGAAAUUUUUAUCAUGUAAACUGUUUGAUGUUUAGAGAUUCUCUCUUCACAUACAGAAAGUGGAAAUAUUCAGUUAGUGUCGGUUGACAAUAACAUCUUUCAAUUCAAACAUAAAAGCUUGGAUCAUCUGUGAAAAUACAACAGCUGUGCUCAUCAGUAGACUUUUAUUAACGCUAAUGUUGGUUUGAUGUCGUAGUUUUUUAAAGGAAUUAUUCACAGGAGUUAUGGGCACCAUAGCAUAAGUAAAACGAGUUUUCAUAAUACCUGUACAUUGGAUGAGAGGUACAUCGUUGAUGGACGGAAGUACCUGUUUUUAAAAUAUAAAUCGACAGAGGGGAAAUUUCGGAACGAUAUCAUACGCUUUGGACAAUAAUCUAAUAGACGUAGCGAAAAUGGAUUUUACAACUGAGAGCAGUGAUUUAAACACUACUGGAGCUAUUAAUGGCACCGACACUUUCUUCUUCUACAAGACUCAACAGGUGGCGUUUCCUGUGCGUUCUAUUCACACUGACAGUGACCGCUAACUGCAUCGUCCUUACUCUAAUAUAUCUCUCCAGGAAGUUGAAGUCGCGUAUGAAUAUGUUCAUCGCAAAUCUUGCAUGUGCAGAUUUACUGGUGGCGUUCUUCUUUGUGCUGACUGACAUUAUCUGGAAGUUAACUAUUCAGUGGUAUGCUGGGAACAUUGGAUGUAAACUUAUCAAGUUUAUCCAGGCAGUUGGUACCUACGGUUCUACAUAUGCGCUGGUCGCCCUCAGUAUUGACCGUCUAGAUGCAAUAGCAAGACCAAUGAGCAUGAGAGGCAAAACCCGGCGAUGUCGUAUACUGAUCGGGUUGAAUUGGUCCUGUGCGAUAAUUUUCUCCAUUCCGAUGUUACUGUCUUACAACCUCCAACUCGUGGAUGGACAUAUGCCUCAGUGCUGGAUGCAACUUCCUGAGCCGUGGAUGUGGAAGGUAUAUAUUACGCUGAUUGCAAUUCUCCUCCUCAUUAUACCUGCUCUUAUCAUCGCCUUCUGCUACAUCUUCAUCGUCAUCGUCAUCUGGAGGAGGUCAAGUCUCUCACUAAACGCCGUCAAUGGCGGAGAACACACGCGUAUUGUGUCAAAAGAUGCUGCUUCAAGCUCACCGUCUGACCAGAGGAAGCGAGUACAUUGGACGGAGUGUAACGUCAGCUCUCGGGGUCUUAUUCCGAAAGCUAAAAUCAAAACUAUCAAAAUGACCUUUGUUAUUGUCUUAGCGUUCGUGUUGUGUUGGAGUCCGUACUUUGUAUAUGAUCUACUUGAUGUGUACGGCCAUAUACCGAGGACAAAUACGAUGAUUGCAGUCAGCACAUUCAUUCAAAGUCUUGCCCCUCUCAACAGUGCUGCCAAUCCAAUCAUAUAUAUGUUGUUCAACAGCAAGAUGUACAAAAAGUUCUUUAAAAACAAAAAACAUAACAGUUCCCCAAUUACGAGCGCGACACGGAGCCAGUUAUGAGGUCAUAAAUCAUGAGCUAUCUGUUGCGGUGAACUUUUCCAUUUUCGUUUGCUAUUUGUGUUCAGCUUAAUUGCUGAAACUAUCAGCAGCUCUGUAUCAGCAUAUAUUGAGGGACAACUUUACACGAACUAUGUUAUACAAUGCAUAUGGAGAACUUUACAUUAAGUGCAUUACAUAUGAUAGGUUAAGCAUGCGCAGUCGUCAUGUGACGGUAGAUCAUAGAUCAUAGUUAUUUUUAAAGAACUAUGUACAUGUGAUAUCAUUAAAAUUAUUGGUGGAUAUUAAACACGAACGAAAC
Molecule: messenger RNA, 1833 nt
Organism: Pecten maximus
Lineage: Eukaryota; Metazoa; Mollusca; Bivalvia; Pectinida; Pectinidae
Product: cardioacceleratory peptide receptor-like
Exons: 7
Coding region: 504-1535 (343 amino acids)
Biological process (GO): G protein-coupled receptor signaling pathway
Cellular component (GO): membrane
Molecular function (GO): vasopressin receptor activity
Source: RefSeq, a predicted model, not a curated record